This is a messenger RNA of Elgaria multicarinata webbii, 2320 nucleotides long. It is a transcript of the gene TRIM46, whose product is annotated as tripartite motif containing 46. The transcript is spliced from 10 exons. NCBI's taxonomy places the organism in Eukaryota, Metazoa, Chordata, Lepidosauria, Squamata, Anguidae. Gene Ontology annotation, biological process: microtubule bundle formation; axonogenesis; neuron migration. Gene Ontology annotation, molecular function: zinc ion binding; protein binding. Gene Ontology annotation, cellular component: main axon. Bases 13 to 2268 code for a protein of 751 amino acids. The record is from RefSeq and is a predicted model, not a curated record.
CCCACGGGAGUCAUGGCCGAGGGCGAGGAUUUGCACUCUUUCACCUCGAUCAUGGAUGCGCUCGUCCGGAUCAGUACCAGCAUGAAGAACAUGGAGCGGGAGCUGCUCUGCCCUGUGUGCAAGGAGAUGUACAAGCAGCCGCUGGUGCUGCCGUGCAUGCACAACGUGUGCCACAUCUGCGCCACCGAGGUCCUGCUGCAACAGGGCUACGUCUGCCCGGACCCCACCUCCGAGCCCACCUCACCCGCCUCCACACCGGCCACACGCAGCCCCCGCCUGGGGCGCCGGGUUGUGCCCAAGCCCGAACGCCUGGACCGGCUCCUGAAAUCAGGUUUCGGUACGUACCCCGGACGGAAGCGUGGCGGCAUCGUGCACCCCCAGAGCGUUCUCUUCCCCUGCCCCUCGUGCCAGCGAGAUGUGGACCUGGGCGAUCGGGGCCUGGGCAGCCUCUUCCGGAACCUGACGCUGGAACGGGUCGUGGAGCGCUACCGGCACACCAUCAACGUCAGCGCGGCCAUCAUGUGCCAGUUCUGCAAGCCGCCGCAGCUGGAGGCCACUAAGGGCUGUACCGAGUGCAAGUCCAGCUUCUGCAACGAGUGCUUCAAGCUGUACCACCCCUGGGGCACCCAGAAAGCACAGCAUGAGCCCACACCGCCCACGCUGACUUUCCGGCCCAAGGGUCUGACGUGCCCAGAGCACAGGGAAGAAGUGUCGCACUACUGCAAGACCUGCCAGCGGCUGGUGUGCCAGUUGUGCCGGGUCCGCCGCACGCACACGGGGCACAAGAUCACGCCUGUGCUCAGUGCCUACCAGGCCCUCAAGGAAAAGCUGACGAAAAGCCUGACGUACAUCCUGAGCAACCAAGACACCGUGCAGGCUCAAAUCAGUGAGCUGGAGGAGACGCUGAGGCUCACGGAGGCGAAUGGCGCACAAGCCAAGGAAGAGGUGGCGCGGCUGAUGCGCGGCCUGAGUGCCCUACUGGAGGAGAAGCAGGCGUCCCUGCUGAAUGCUAUUGAGGAAUGCCGGCAGGACCGCGUCUCCAACCUGCGCACGCAGUUGCAUGAGCACCAGGCCAUGGUGGAGAACUCCGGCAUGGUGGGAUACGCUCAGGAGGUGCUGAAGGAGACAGAUCAGCCGUGCUUCGUUCAAGCGGCCAAGCAGCUACAUAACAGGAUCGUCAGGGCAACCGACUCACUGCAGGUUUUCCGGCCGGCCGCCAGCGCAUCUUUCAGCCACUUCCAAGUGGACGUGAGCCGGGAGCUGAAACUGCUUACGGACCUUACUUUUAUCAAAGCGCCGGAGGCCCCCGUGAUCGACACGCAGCGCACCUACGCCUACGACCAGAUCUUCCUGUGCUGGCGCCUGCCGCAACACUCGCCCCCCGCCUGGCACUACACGGUGGAGUUCCGGCGGGCUGAGCCCAAGGGCAAGGCGCUGAAGCUGUGGCAGCGGCGGGAGGAGGUGCGCGGCACCAGCGCCGUGGUGGAGUACCUGGACACGGACUGCGUCUACGUGCUGCGCGUCCGAGGCUGCAAUAAGGCCGGCUUUGGGGAGUACAGCGAGGACAUCUACCUGCACACGCCCCCUGCCCCGGUGCUGAACUUCUUCCUGGACAACCGGUGGGGCUUCAACCGGGAGCGCCUGGCCAUCAGCAAGGACCAGCGAGCGGUGCGCAGCGUGCCGGGGCUGCCCAUGCUCUUCGCCGCCGAGCGCCUAAUGACCAGCUGCCACCUCUCGAUCGACCUGGUGAUUGGGGACGUGGCGGUCACCCAGGGCCGCAGCUAUUGGGCCUGCUGCGUGGAUCCCAGCUCUUACCUGGUCAAGGUGGGCGUGGGGCUGGAGAGCAAGCUGCAGGAGUGGUUCCAGGUGCCCCAGGAUGUGGUGAGCCCCAGGUAUGACCCCGACAGCGGCCAUGACAGCGGUGCCGAAGACACCACCCUGGACACGUCGCCGCCUUUCGCCUUCCUCACCAUCGGCAUGGGAAAGAUCCUGCUGUCCCACGGCGUGGCGCUGACCUCCCGGGACCCAGGCAACUGUACGGUGCCUCUACCCCCCCGGGUGGGCAUCUGCCUGGACUACGAGCGCGGCAAGGUGGCCUUCUUCGACGCUGUCUCCUUCCGCAGCCUCUGGGAGUGUGGCAUCGAUUGCUCGGGGCCUGUGUGCCCGGCCUUCUGCUUCAUCGGCGGUGGCGCCCUGCACCUCCAAGAGCUGGUGGCCAACCGGCAGGAGCGGAAGGUCACCAUCGGCGGCUUCUCCAAGCUGGACUGAGCUCGCCCUCUGUUGGGGCCCUUGGCAUCUCUCGGGAGGCGGCGGGGCAGGG